AUGCUAGACAAAACUUUCAAACCACAAUCAACUUCACUAACAGAUCUUUCCGCCCAGAUCUUUUCAAGAAUGAACCCGCAACAAGUUGCACAGCCCAGAUCAUCUGCAAAUGGAUUUACUCGUAGAAGAGGUGAAAAAGAAACAGGGACUAGAGUGGACAAUAAAUCUCAGCCUGGAAAAUCAAACUUCAACAGAAUGACAACUUCAGGUGGAGUUGAAAGCCCAUCACGGGAUCGCCUAGUUUAUAUAACAACAUGCCUUAUUGGGCAUCAGGUGGAAGUCCAGGUCAUUGAUGGAUCCAUGUUCUCUGGAAUCUUUCACGCAACAAAUGCCGAAAAAGAUUUUGGAAUAAUCUUGAAAAUGGCCCGUGUAACAAAGGCUGGUUCAUCUCGAGGACAGAAAAACAUUUCAGAUUCUGUUCAAAAGCCCCCAUCUAAAACCUUAAUAAUACCUGCUAAAGAACUUGUGCAGAUUGUCGCGAAGAGUGUAUCUGUAAGUAGAGAUGGGUUGAUGAAUGAGGAAAUGCAGGACAUUAUGAUAGAUUCCUCUAUUUCUCAAUCCCGACAUGUUGACUUGGAAAGAGAGUUGGCACCUUGGGUCCCUGAUGAUGAUAAUCCAGAAUGCCCUGAAUUGGACAAUACAUUUGAUCGCCAUUGGAACAGGGGCUGGGAUCAAUUUGAAGCAAAUGCAGCGUUAUUUGGAGUAAAGAGUACCUUUAAUGAGGAGCUGUACACAACAAAGCUUGAUAGAGGUCCUCAAAUGAGAGAAUUAGAAAGGGAAGCAUUAAGAAUUGCCAGGGAAAUUGAGGGUGAGGACACCCAUGAUCUUCAUCUAGCCGAGGAAAGAGGCAUUCAUUUCCAUGAUAAGUUUGAUCUGGAUGAAGAAACUAAAUAUUCAUCGGUUUUCCGUGGGGGGGUUGAUGAUAGUGGUUAUGAUGAAAGUGAGGACGUUUUUGAUUCACAAAAUAGUGAAACCUUUGGAGAUGUUGUGAAUGAAAAUGAGUUGUAUCCAUCUGGUCCUCUGGAUGUAGAGAUCAGGAUUGAAGAUAAUCAGACUAAUCAACAACAUCCGGAUACAGAGAAGCACAUGUUGUAUGAGCAAAGGCAAAGCCAUGGUUCAAAAUCUGAGGAGUCAAAUAAAGAAAAAGAAAGUGAAAGUGGUGAUAAAGGACUGAAUGUGACUGCAACUGCAUAUGCCCCUCCAUCUAUAUCUAACUCUAAGUCUAAAGGUCAGGAGGAAAAGACAACAACUUCAACUUCUACUUGUAGUCAAGUAUCAGAGGGUGUGAAGACACCACAACCUGGAGUUGGAGUCUCCCGUGCACGCCCUCCUAGUAGUUCUGCUUCUUCAGAAUCUGGAAAUGCUUCUCCUGCUCCUGCCCCUGGACCUGGAUUAUCACCAACCUCAUCAAUGGCCUCUCUCACCUCUGAGAAAUCAACAUUGAACCCUCAUGCAAAGGAAUUUAGACUGAACCCAAAUGCCAAGAGCUUUGUUCCAUCAGCAGCAGCAGCGCCUGUAAGUGCGGCAUCUCCUCCGGUGUCUGAUGGGUCCUUCUACUACCCUCCACAUAUGCAUGGCAUGCCACUUGGCAUUGGUAUGGGAAUGGGACCCGCAUUUCCGGCCCAUCAGCCUGUUAUAUUUGGUCCACAGGGAACACCUUUGCAAUCCCCACAGACCUAUUUUCACUCAAAUGCUCCACAGUAUGGGCAGCAAAUGCUUGUUGGUCAACCACGACAGGUGGUCUACAUGCCAACUUAUCCUCCAGAAAUGCCAUAUAAAGGAAGAGAGUUUUAGGUUGUUGAAUGGAAGGAUUUGAGAUGCUGAUUAAAAAGAAGAAUAACAGAAUUUGGAAACAAGUGUUUGUUUGAUUUACUGAUGAAAGGAAGGAAGACAAGAAACAUAUGGAUUUGCACAAGGGAAAGGAAAAAAACAUAACCGUCUUAAUUACCAUGACUAACACCCGUUUGUUUCUUUGUUUCUUUGUCCUAGCAUGUCUGUCUCAUCCUGCUUCUUUUCGUUUCUUUUAUUUUCUCUUGUGGGUGAUUUUUUUUUUUUUUUAGCUUG
Molecule: messenger RNA, 2064 nt
Organism: Lactuca virosa
Lineage: Eukaryota; Viridiplantae; Streptophyta; Magnoliopsida; Asterales; Asteraceae
Source: the annotation of a GenBank genome assembly